AUGCUCCUCCCAACCAAAUUAUACAACAGCCGUCUAGAGCUGGCAACACAACAGCUUCACUUCCCGCCGGUUCCAAUUUCUCCAGGUGAACGUCAGCACCUACCGAAUACAGCGAAAAAACUGAGGAAAUUCGAUGUUGGAGAAUGCGAUGCUGCGUGUAGAGUGCUUGGAUUACCUAUCAGAGCGGAUGAUACAGUGGUGGAGAAAAGAAGGUCCAUUGCGGAGCACCUGGGGAUCCCUUCUGAUUUCUGGUGA
This is a messenger RNA of Orbilia oligospora ATCC 24927, 255 nucleotides long. RefSeq lists its product as uncharacterized. The transcript is spliced from 2 exons. Bases 1 to 255 code for a protein of 84 amino acids. NCBI's taxonomy places the organism in Eukaryota, Fungi, Ascomycota, Orbiliomycetes, Orbiliales, Orbiliaceae. The record is from RefSeq and is a predicted model, not a curated record.